AUGGAGCCCUCCCGAUUUUACUACGAAAAUAAUGAGCCAACCUACCAAACUUUACCUACCAGUCUUCUUGCAUUAAAAGACCAACCACUGCUUACACUGGAGGCAGCUACAGCACCUCUCGCAGAUCUUUUCACUAAUCUUGAACAGUACGUCAGACGUUCUAAAACGGCAUGUCAAGAUAAAAUUGGUUUGUUAACACUCGACGAAGCUGCAAGCAUCUAUCUCUACACUCUAACAUUUAAACCACCACCGUCCCUUUACAGUCUGCUAAAUGCGACACUUCGAAUAAAAGAUGACCAGCAUCAUAGAGACGAAGAGUUAGAAAAGUGGUUACUAUACCUGAAACUUUAUAUCACAGCUCUUAACAAAUUGCCAUCUGAGGUUAAAACUGUUUACCGGGCAAUUAAAGACACUGGGUUUAAUAUCGCAGAUUACGCACCAGGCACAGAAUUUCGAUGGUGGUCAUUUACCUCUUCUUCAGUUGCUGUUGACAGUCUAAAACCCUUUCUCGGGCCUUCAGGUCAUCGAACAUUUUUCUCAAUUGAUUGUAAAACUGGUAAAUCAAUUAUGGACUACUCACAUUACCCAGAUGCCGAAAAAGAGGUCAUUCUACUGCCAGCUACCAAGCUACAAGUAAUUGGAUAUCUACCUGCUGGAAAUGAUCUGUAUCUAAUACAACUGAAAGAAACUGAAGCGUCUCCCUUCAUCGAUCGAAAGCCUGUUCAGAAUCUAUACAAUGAUCAUUUUCUUAAGCCUUGUGAAUUCAACUUUGAAAUUCUUGAGAAUGUGAAACCUCCAAUGGCUGGUAAUGUUAAAGUUCCACAAGGUUUCAUCCGCCAUCACCGCGUUAAACUUAUUGCCGGCGUGAUACUGACUUUAUGUAUUAUUUGUCGCAUUAAUCGUGAUCGGUGUAACACUUCUAGCCAUGCAAAAUGUGAACCCUUUCUUCAACCAUCGUUGUCACAAUCUACCUGCACUAAACCAAGCUGGAAGAAACAGGCUGUCACGGUGGCAGGAACUACUGGUAAAUGGGGUUCAUCCAGCACUCAGCUCUAUACUCCAGCGGGCAUCUUUAUUGAUCCGAACGGUUAUAGUCUCUACGUGGCAGAUAUGUGGAACUACCGUAUCCAAAAAUUCGUCCAAGGGUCAAAUACUGGUAUUACAGUUGCAGGAGGACACGGUCAAGGAGAUGCUUCCAAUCAGCUGAAUUCUCCGUCUGAUGUCUUUGUCGAUUCAAGCGGAAACUUAUUCAUAGCCAAUGCCAAAGCUAACCGAAUUCAAAUGUGGAAACCUAACAGUAGUGAAGGUGUUACAGUUCUCAGGACUAACGGAAAUGCUGCUGCAAUUGCUCAAAGUAAAAUGAAGAAAGAAGAUUUCUAUAUAACGACAUACGAUGGAGAACUAAUAAAAUAUUCGUCACCAGACUCCACAGUGAAAGUAAUCGGCACAAGUAUAAAUAAUGGUGCAGGUAUUUACGUUGACAAGUGUGAUAAUGUCUACGCAGCUGAUUAUGGCGGUGGAAAGAUUGAGAGAUUUGCACACGUUAGCCAAACUACAACCGGGGAAAUUAUUGAAAAUAAUCUGUCUGCCCCUACGGAUGUCUUGGCAGAUCCAUAUGGUAAUUUGUAUAUUGUUGAACAAGGUAGACAUGUCGUACAUCGAUGGAGUGUUAAAUCUCAAGCACCGGAGGUAAUUGCCGGUAUCCGCGGCGAAAUGGGAACUGAUGCGGAACAUUUGUUUCAGCCAUGGAGUUUAGACUUUGAUUCUAAGUACAAUUUGUACGUGUCGGAUAAAGCGCAUUCGUAA
Messenger RNA from Didymodactylos carnosus, 1806 nucleotides. The record is from the annotation of a GenBank genome assembly. NCBI's taxonomy places the organism in Eukaryota, Metazoa, Rotifera, Eurotatoria, Philodinida, Philodinidae.